CAUCAGCUGUGCACGAGACAUGCCUCGUUGUUUUUGUAACGAAAAUAUCUGAUUGUGCCGUGCCGUGCCGUGGAGUGCAGGAGACGUCAGUAUUCGUGAGAGGAACUGCAAAAUUGGAGGAGGCUGGAACUACGACCAGAAGUGGGCAGGGUCAAUGCACACCCAGGAGAGGUACCUUCUUGGAAGUUGGAACAAAGAACGGGUCAGGCCAUCCUCGGCAUAUGUUGUUCACAACUUGUCAAUAGCUAACUGCCACCCUACUGCCGAUCACUGCCAACCAACCGGAUACCUACGCAGGCACCUACCAGUCGAGGAACAGCUGAGAAAGCUGAGCAGUGCCGUGUUCUCCCGGCACCAAGCUGAGACAGCGCCCAACGUAACCAUGGAGUUCUCCCGGCUUGUUCUCCUCUGCCUUCCGGCAGUGUGGGCGCUCGCCGCCACCGCCGGCGCAGCGGCGGACGUCCCCGCGGCGCGGAGCCCAGGCUGCGCAACGAGGUGCGGCGACAUCGAGGUCCCGUAUCCCUUCGGCUUGGACACACGGUGCGCGAUCCACGCCGGCUUUCGGCUCAACUGCAACAAAACUACCACCGUGGGCGGCGGCGGCAGCGUCAGGCUUCUUUACAAAAACGUCGAGGUGACCAGGAUCUCCGUGCAAGACGGCAAGGCCUGGUUCAAGACCUGGAUCUCUCGGCAGUGCUACAACGAGACCACGAACAAGACGGUCUACGGCAACGCGUGGAUCAACUUCACCAGCUCCCCCUUCGUGCUAUCGGCAGACGACAACAAAGUCAUCGUCCUCGGGUGCAGAAGCAUGGCUUACAUGCGGAGCAACUCUUACAUAAUCGGCUGCAUGUCGAUAUGCGACGCAGCACCCAAGAACGGCUCGUGCUCCGGCGAUGCCGGGUGCUGCCAGGCGGAUCUCCCCAAAGGCGUGCAGUACUACCAGGGCUUCUUCAACUCGUUCUACAACACCACCCGGAUAUGGAGGGAGACCCCUUGCAACUACGUCACCGUGAUGGAGAGGGCAGCCUUCAAGUUCAGCACCACCUACCUCACCACAAGGGCGUUCUACGACGCCGACGACGCAAGGACCCCGGUUGUGAUGGAGUGGGGGAUCACACGGCAAACAUGCGAACAGGCCAGGAUCAACAAGACUAGGCCCUACGCAUGCGUCAGCGACCACAGCGACUGCGUCGACGGCGACGCCGGCUACCGCUGCAGGUGCUCUGAAGGAUUCAGAGGCAACCCAUACAUCGCAGACGGAUGCGCAGAUGUCAACGAGUGCUUGGACAAUGUUACUUACCCCUGCUCUGGAAUAUGCCAAAAUAAAAUGGGGAGUUUCACAUGCUCGUGCCCGCGAGGAAGAAACAUGGUCGAUGGCGUUUGCGUGAAAAAUCAAAGGUCAUCUUGGAUGGCGGCGGUCGUUGGUGCAAGUGUUGGACUCGUGGCUCUUGUGAUCGGCAUCACCUGCGCAUACUUGGUCAGAGAGAGGCGAAAGCUACACCGCGUCAAGCAGCGGUACUUCCGGCAGCAUGGCGGCCUGCUUCUGUUCGAGGAGAUGAAAUCGAAGCAAGGCGUCGCGUUCAACAUCUUCUCCGAGGAAGAGCUGCAGCAGGCCACGAACGGGUUCGAUGAGCAGCGAGUCCUCGGCCACGGGGGCCACGGAACCGUCUACAAGGGAGUUUUGAAGAGCGACGUCGAGGUAGCGGUGAAGAGGUGCACGACGAUCGACGAGCAGCAGAAGAAGGAGUUCGGCAGGGAGAUGCUGAUCCUAUCCCAGAUCAACCACAAGAACAUCGUGAAGCUCCUCGGCUGCUGCCUUGAAGUCGAGGUCCCCAUGCUGGUGUACGAGUUCAUCCCGAACGGCACGCUGUUCGACCUCAUCCAUCGAGACCACGGUCGGCACAUCUCCCUGAACACUCGCUUGAGGAUUGCUUGCGAGUCUGCUGAGGCAUUGGCCUACCUCCACUCCUGCGCAUCGCCGCCGAUCCUCCACGGUGAUGUCAAGUCUACGAACAUCCUUCUGGACGGUGACUACGCAGCAAAAGUCUCCGACUUUGGCGCGUCCAUCCUAGCACCAAAUGACAAGUCACAGUUUGUCACGGUUGUCCAAGGGACUUGUGGGUACCUCGACCCGGAGUACAUGCAGACAUACGAAUUAACAGACAAGAGCGAUGUGUACAGCUUUGGAGUAGUCCUCCUAGAGUUGCUCACACGCAGGAAGGCAUUCAACCUCGAAGGACCUGAGCACGACAGGAGUCUGUCAAUGAGGUUUUUGUAUGCAAUGAAGGAAAACAAGCUUGAGGAUAUCCUAGAUGAUCAGAUCAAGAACAAUGAGAACAUGGAGUACCUUGAGGAGAUUGCAGAGUUAGCGAGGCAGUGCUUGGAGAUGAGUGGUGUGAAUAGGCCGUCAAUGAAGGAAGUUGCGGAUAAGCUUGAUAGGCUGAGAAAGGUCAUGCAACAUCCAUGGGCACAUGAGGAUCCUGAAGAGCUGGACAGGUUGCUCGGGGAGCCGUCCAUGGUGAACUCGGCUGGUACUACAGGAAAUUUCAGCAUCACAAAGAAAGCUGCCAUGGGCUUGGAAUCAGGGCGUUAGUUGCAACACUCCACAUAGCAAAUAUCUGUACAUUUUUUUUGACUGUGCAACGAUCUGCAGAGGAUCUAUGUGUCAUUCUACUUUUGCAUUAACCUACCUUGAGGCAUUCUACUGCUUGACCUUGCCUUGCCGUCAGGCAUUGAGAAUCUUCUAGGAACUGAGGCA
Panicum hallii is the source of this 2761-nucleotide messenger RNA. RefSeq names its product wall-associated receptor kinase 2-like. Gene Ontology annotation, molecular function: calcium ion binding; polysaccharide binding; protein serine/threonine kinase activity. Gene Ontology annotation, biological process: cell surface receptor signaling pathway; protein phosphorylation. The transcript is spliced from 4 exons. Bases 155 to 2596 code for a protein of 813 amino acids. Gene Ontology annotation, cellular component: plasma membrane. Lineage: Eukaryota; Viridiplantae; Streptophyta; Magnoliopsida; Poales; Poaceae. The record is from RefSeq and is a predicted model, not a curated record.